Molecule: messenger RNA, 480 nt
Organism: Uncinocarpus reesii 1704
Lineage: Eukaryota; Fungi; Ascomycota; Eurotiomycetes; Onygenales; Onygenaceae
Exons: 2
Coding region: 1-480 (159 amino acids)
Source: RefSeq, a predicted model, not a curated record
AUGCGUUUCCUCCCAAUUCUCGCCUGUGUUCUUGCUCCGCUUGCUGCGGCCCUUGAGAUUACUCACCCCGAGGGAAAGAGCCAUAUCAUGGCCGGAGAGGAUCUGAAAGUAACAUGGACAUUUGUCGACACCGAUCCGCACUUUUUGAGCUUGUAUCUUGUCAACUUUGUCGAGUACCCGCCAACGUAUGUUCCUUUGGCUAUCGAUGUCAAAACCCACAAGGCACACCAUGAAGUUCAUAUUCCCUGUGAUACCCAUCCGGCACAUGGGUACCAGAUUAACGCCAUCAACGGAACCAAUGUCUACGUGAUCUACGCUCAAAGCGAGCAUUUCAAAAUCAAGAAACACCACGGAAAAGAGGAAUGCGGCCAUGAUGAUAAACGCGACGACGCCUAUCCAUCGCCGGUAACUAGCACAGUUUACGUUACGUCGCUUAUGCCGUGCUUAUCGGCGUCUCCCUUCAGCCCAUCCCCUUCAUAA